This is a messenger RNA of Melanotaenia boesemani (Boeseman's rainbowfish), 5630 nucleotides long. RefSeq names its product complement C3-like. The transcript has 44 exons. NCBI's taxonomy places the organism in Eukaryota, Metazoa, Chordata, Actinopteri, Atheriniformes, Melanotaeniidae. Gene Ontology annotation, molecular function: protein binding; endopeptidase inhibitor activity. The record is from RefSeq and is a predicted model, not a curated record. Gene Ontology annotation, cellular component: extracellular region. The coding region runs from base 42 to 5408 and encodes 1788 amino acids.
UCCCAUGUGGCCACAGUCCACCGAGACACCAGGCCGUCAACAUGCUUCAGUGGAGGCUACACAAUGUUUUUUUUCUCCUGCUUUUUUGCAGCUCGAAUGGACAGAGACCCAGAUUCCCUUUUGAGAAAAGUUUCACACCAUUAAACACCUUCCUGGAAAAACAUUCUAAUAUGAAACCGGAGGACAUGCUUGGUCAACAAAGAAGGUUUGUUCUGCUGGCUCCAGACCUGCUGAGGACAGACAGCCAGGAGAACAUCUACUUACAGGCCUACGAUUUAACCAGCCCUGUAACUGUCUCCAUUUCUAUCCUGGACUACACCAAAUCCACCAUCCUCCUCAUAGACUCUGCCAUACUCAAUCCAGACAAUAAAUUCCAGUAUCUCAAGACUAUACAGCUUUCAUCAGAUCGCUUGAAUCGUGAUGAGAAAAAAAACACGUUUGUGUAUCUGAAGGUGACGUUUGAAGGUUACUACACAGAGGAGAAAGCACUCAUGGUUUCCUUUCACUUUGGAUACAUCUUUAUCCAGACAGACAAGCCAAUCUACAACCCUGGAGACACUGUUAAAUUCAGAGCCUUUGUGUCCUCUCCCUCCUUUAAGGCCUUCGACAGCUCCAUUUCUAUAGACAUCCAGAAUUCAGAUGGUGUGGCGGUGAAACAGUUUUUGAGGACCAGAGCUACAGAUGGUGUCUUUGCAGACACAUAUACUCUGUCUGAAAUGGUCAAUGAAGGAACAUGGACAGUGAUCGCAAAGUUUGACCAGAGGCAACAAAACACUUUCACCUCUAAAUUUGAAGUGAAGAAAUACGUGCUUCCUGCCUUCAACGUUACACUGACACCUAGGAAGUCCUUCCUCAGCGUGGAUGACAGUGAGCUCCUUGUAGAGAUCUCUGCAAAUUACCUGUAUGGGCAGCCUGUCCAGGGAACUGCAUAUGUUGUGUUUGGAGUGCUGACCAACCAAGAAAUGAGGAGACUGCCUUCAGUGAAGCAGCUGUCAGAUCUGGAUAAAGGAGUUGUCAAACUGAGUAUGGAGGAGAUCAAACAAGUCUACCCCAAUAUUAAAUCUUUGGUGGGCAGCUCUGUAUAUGUAAAGGCAUCUGUACUCACCAACACAGGAAGUGAUCUAGUUGAGGCUACAAAGACUGGCAUCACAAUUGUGGAUUCUCCCUAUGUUUUAUCCUUUAAAAACACACUGAAGUACUUCAAGCCAGGUCUCCCAUUUGACUUUACAAUUCAGGUGAGCCACCAUGAUGGAUCCCCGGCCCAAAACAUCCCAGUCAAAAUCAAUUUGAUGGACACAGCACUGAUAGUCUCAUCCGGCGAGGCCAAGGGUACCAUCAACAUGCAACGUGUUCAGCUUGCACAAACCAUCAUUGCUGAGACCACACAGACUGACCUGAGACCGGAUCAGCAAGCCAGACAACAAAUCAUUGUUCACCCCUACACUGCUUUUAACAGUGACCGGCAAAACUAUCUUUAUAUCUCUACAAGUGCCAAUACAGUGUCUGUAGGAGACAGACUGUCUCUGCAUUUCUCCAUUCGUGCUGCAGACCAGGCACACAGAGAUUUAAUCAAACACAUCACCUACCUGGUGCUCAACAAAGGCAAAAUCAUAAAUGCUCAACGUAUGGAUGUGGCAGACCAGCAGGUCACCAGCAUUGGGCUAACAGUAACUUCGGAGAUGAUGCCAUCUUUUCGUGUUGUGGCAUUCUUCAGUAUUCCCUGGGCAGGACGAGAGGAGGUGGUGUCGGACUCUGUUUGGAUAGAUGUUGCAGAUUCCUGUAUUGGAGGGCUUGAAGUUGGACCAGUAGACAACAGACAUCGAGACUACGCACCUGGUAAAAUCCUCCGUUUCCAGAUCAGAGGUGACCCAGGGGCAAAGGUUGGCCUGGUGGCUGUGGACAAUGCUGUAUAUCUCCUUAGCAAAGAAAGACUCACACAGAGAAAGAUCUGGGACACUGUGGAGCACGGAGACAUUGGCUGCACCAGAGGGGGGGGUCGAGAUGCCACAGGGGUGUUUGCAGAUGCUGGACUUCUUUACAUGUCCAGUGCUGGGUUCCAAACUCAAGCCAGAGAAGCCCUUCAGUGUCCAGGCAGCACCAGAGGAAGGCGCUCUGCUGAACUUUUGAAUCGUAAAGCACGGCUUGAGAGCCACUACAAGGAGAAGCUGCAGAAUCGGUGCUGUAAAGAUGGCCUCAGGGACAUCCCAAUGCCGUACUCUUGCAUGAGACGAUCCCUCUACAUCACUGAGGGGUGGGACUGUAUGUUGGCGUUUCGCUACUGCUGUGCCACUUACAGGAACCAGGUGUUUAGUACAGAGAUUCCCACCACCCCUCCACCAAUGACCACAGCACCUCCAACCACCACCCAUCCAACGAUACUCACCUUUCCUGAAUUUCAUAUUGAUUAUAUGCUUGUCACCAGUUAUGCCAAAGGGAUGAUUGGUAUGUACCCUACCUUAUCUUUAUCAAACUUCUGCUUUCUAUAUAUGUGCCUAUUCCAUAUGCCACUGUUUGUCUAUGACUGUAUUCAAAUAGAUGAACCAACUCCUGGAUUACGUGGGUUACCUGGACGAGGAGUAUUUGAAAUACCCAAACUCUCCUCACAUUCAACAAUGGCAGAAAGAGCAGAAAUGUUGCCAACGGAGUUUGUGGAGGAAGAAGAGGGGGAGUAUCAGGAUGAGACUGAAAUAUAUCUGCGGGUCAAGUUCUUUGAGUCCUGGUUGUGGAUGAAUAUUGAGAUGCCCGGCAAGGUCAACAGCGAUGGUUUGGCAUCCACAACUACUGAUCACCCAUUACCAGACAGCAUCACAGAGUGGGGGAUUCUGGCAAUCAGUGCAUCACCUCAAACAGGUUUCUGUGUUGCUGAGCCUUACAAUGUGAAAGCAGUCAAAGAUUUCUUUGUUGACCUGAAGCUUCCACGUUCUGUGGCGAGGAAUGAACAGGUUGAGAUUAAAGCGGUGAUCCACAACUAUGCCUCUGUUGAUCUACAUGUAAAGGUGGUGUUGAUGAAGACAGAGGGCAUGUGCAGCAUUGCUUUCAAGGACAGACACACACAAGAAAUGAACCUGCCUGCUGAAUCAUCUAUUGCUGUGCCUUACACCAUUGUACCAUUUGAGGUGGGGAAACAUCCUCUGGAGGUCAUGGUGGCUGCCAGAGACUUGAUGGGAGCAGACCGUGUCAAGAAAACUUUGUGGGUGGUGCUGGAUGGGGUGCAGAAGACUGAAGUUUGGAAUACAGUGCUGAAUCCAUCCAUCCAUGGGGGAACACAGACAGUUCAUGUUCCCAAGAUUAAACCAACGUCAGUUGUGCCAAACUCUGUACCAGAGACAUUCAUCAAUGUCAGAGGCCAUCUUUUCGCAGACAGCAUUGACAACUCAAUCACUGAGGACUCGCUGGGAUCUUUGAUCCAAAUGCCCGGUGGCUGUGUGGAGCAAAACCUGGCCUCUGUUACUCUGCCUCUCAUUGCCACCCUCUACCUGGACCGAAGCAGCAGCUGGGAUAGUGUAGGGAUAGACCGCAGGGUAGAGGCUGUCCGAUACAUCAAAAGAGGUUAUGAGAACCAGCUGGCCUUCAGAAGGAGUGAUGGCUCUUACCCACCCUACAACCGUCAAGGACCGAGUACAUGGAUUACAGCGUAUGUGGUGAAGGUGUUCUCCAUGGCUUACUCCAUUAUCGGCAUCGACCUCCACCAAGUGUGUGACCCUCUAGUCUACUUGGUGACAAACAAACUCCGGGCUAGGAAGGGAGACUACAAAGAGGACAACCCGGUUUACACCACUGCCAUGACUGGUGGUCUUCGUGGUGACGACCCAAGGAUAACUCUGACAGCCUUUGUUCACAUCGCACUUGCAGAGGCAAAGCAGGCCGGGAUCAUUUGUGACUCUUCCAAGGUGGAAGUGGAGAAUGCGAACAAGUUGACAACACAAUAUCUUAAGGAUGUUCUGACAACACCUGGGAGGAGACCGUACACGGUGGCCAUUGCUACUUAUGCGCUGGCUCUUCUGGGAGAAGCAUCCGACCUCCAUCAGACUUUACUUGAUGCUGCAGCUCAUGAUAAAAGCCACUGGCCUGACAGAGAAAAUAACUUGUUUACACUGGAAGCAACUGGCUAUGCUCUGCUGGCUCUGAUAAAAAUGGGACGUAUGGAGGAAGCUAAAGCACCCUUCCAAUGGCUGAACAGCCAGAGAAGAAGAGGAGGUGGCUUUGGCUCAACUCAGUCCACUAUGGUGGUGCUUCAGGCACUGUCAGAGUACAUGAUCAAAAAACCUCCACCUGAAAACCUCAAACUGGAUGUUGACAUCAGGAUGGCAGGACGCAAGGAAAUCAAGUACCAUUUUAACCCCACCAAUUCCUAUGCUGCUCGUUCUAGUAGGUUGCCCACUGAUGUUGAUUUGGAAGUGUUGGCUAAAGGGAAUGGAGAGGGAAUAUUGGAGGUUGUGACCUAUUACAACCAGUUGCAUGAAGUGGAUGCAAAAACAUCUUGCAAGGACUUUGAGCUCAGCGUUGAUAUCCAAGAAUCCAGAGACAAACCUCCAGUAGAUGCAGAAAAGACUUACCAAAUCACCAUCAAAGUGAGAGCAUUGGGACCCAGAGAUGUCCGGAUGGCAGUUCUUGAUAUUACUCUUCCCACUGGCUUCACCCCAGAUAACUCAGACCUGGAGAAGUUGUCCAGCUCAGUGGAUCAGUACAUCAGCAACUUCCAGACUGUAGAUAACCUGAGUGACAGGGGCUCCCUGAUCGUCCACCUCUUCAAGGUUUCCCAUAAAGAGCCAGAGAUCAUCCUUUUCAGGCUUCAGCAAAACUUUAAAGUCGGCCACCUCCAGCCAUCCUCAGUAACGGUCUAUGAAUAUUACAAUCCAGAACACCGCUGUAGUCGUACUUAUACUCCCAAAGAGGACAAGGAGGAGCUCAGCCGGAUCUGCGAGAACAACGUCUGCCGCUGCACACAAGAUGACUGCUGUGUCUCCAAAACUGACAGUGAAAACUUUCUCAGCAAGGAAAGAGAAACCUAUGCCUGCAAAGGCUUACUGCAUGUUUUUAAGGUGAAGGUGCUCAGUGUCACUCUGGGUUACUAUGACAAAUAUGAGAUGGAGAUCAUAGAUGCUAUCAAACUGGGUGUGGAAGCUGGAGUUACAGCAGGUCAGAGGAGGUUUUUCAUGUCUCAGAUAAGCUGCAGAGAUGGACUCAACCUAAAGCAGGGGUCUGACUACCUCAUUAUGGGUCCCAAAGAAGACCAAUGGACCACUGACAGUGAGACCAAAGGGUUCAACUACAUGUUGGGGAGGGAUACCUGGGUGGAGCGCUGGCCUUCCGCUGAAGAGUGUUCCAGAAAUCCAAACAUGCAGUCAAAAUGCAACACUCUUAGUGAUGCUAAGCAGGACCUGAACAUCCACGGCUGCAGGAUGUAGACUUAUCCAUGCAGGAUCACAAACAGUUUUUCUGUUGUUGUAAAGAUGUCAGAUGACUUUAUAUCCAACAGCUCAUUUUUGAGUCAGUCUGUACAAUUAUAACUUUCUUUGUGUUUAUAUAGAAGGACAAUGAGUGUACUUCUUUGUAAUAAGAAUGUUUAAUUAGAAUGAAAAUUAACUACGAACUGGUCCAAAUAAUAAAUAAAAAUAAAAGAUCGCACA